Molecule: messenger RNA, 567 nt
Organism: Caenorhabditis bovis
Lineage: Eukaryota; Metazoa; Nematoda; Chromadorea; Rhabditida; Rhabditidae
Source: the annotation of a GenBank genome assembly
AUGACAACUCCAAGCCGUCGUCGAUUGAUGAGAGAUUUUAAGAAACUCCAAGAGGAUCCACCAGCUGGAGUUUCCGGUGCUCCGACGGAAGACAACAUUUUAGCCUGGGAGGCUAUUAUUUUCGGACCCCAAGAAACACCAUUUGAGGAUGGUACCUUUAAGCUCUCUUUGGAGUUCACAGAAGAAUAUCCAAAUAAGCCACCAACAGUCAAAUUUAUAUCGAAAAUGUUCCACCCAAACGUCUAUGCCGACGGGUCAAUUUGCCUUGAUAUUUUGCAGAAUCGUUGGUCCCCGACCUACGAUGUAGCCGCAAUUUUGACGUCAAUUCAAUCAUUGCUUGACGAGCCGAAUCCAAAUUCGCCAGCCAAUUCACUCGCAGCUCAGCUCUAUCAGGAGAACCGUCGAGAAUAUGAAAAAAGAGUUCAACAGAUUGUUGAACAGUCGUGGCUAAACUUUGGCGAGAACGAAGGAGACUGCGAGUUAAAGGACGAAGCGGCCGCUGAUAUGCCGGCAGUGAUCACCGAGCCAACGGAAGAAGCUCCAUCGGCUAGCGGAUCGACUGCAUAA